Molecule: messenger RNA, 787 nt
Organism: Triplophysa dalaica
Lineage: Eukaryota; Metazoa; Chordata; Actinopteri; Cypriniformes; Nemacheilidae
Gene: birc5b
Product: baculoviral IAP repeat containing 5b
Exons: 4
Coding region: 278-712 (144 amino acids)
Source: RefSeq, a predicted model, not a curated record
CAUUUACACAUAAUUAUCAAAAAAAUACGUGUUUUAUACAAAUUUUCAGAUUUAUGUUUAUUAUCUUUAGGAUAUAUUGAAAUUGUCGAAUCGUUCUCGCGAUAUUUUGAUGUCAGUUAUCAGCCUGAGCAUCGCUUCGUGAAACGCAAAACCUGUUAAUUUACGGAACUAUUCCAGCUGUCAGCUGUCAAUUAAUACAGAGCACCUGCCAAUUAAACAGCCACACCCAGACGGGUUCAUAGUGUGGAGGACAGGAGCAGGUCGCGAGGUCUCAGAUAUGUCGAAUCCUGAGGUGAUCGCUGCGCGUCUCUUAUCAUUUGAUCAGAUGUACAGUUAUGAAAAGCGACUACAGACUUUCUCCGAGUGGCCUUUUCGAGAGGAUUGCCAGUGUACACCAGAACUGAUGGCCAAGGCAGGUUUUGUACAUUGUCCGAGUGAGAAUGAGCCCGACGUGGCCUGCUGUUUCUACUGUCUCAAAGAGUUGGAGGGCUGGGAACCUGAUGAUAACCCCUGGACCGAGCAUGCCAAACGCUCUCCUAACUGCGCUUUUCUUCACCUGAAAAAGACAUUUGAAGAGGUCACUGCGAUUGAGUUCUUUCAACUGGAACAGGAGAGACUCCGUGUCUACGUUAAGAAGAUGGCUCACAUGAAAAUUGCCAACUUGCGUGAUAAAGUGGAUGCCAUCAGCAGCAAUCUUAGAGCUCUGAUUUGAUAUUCACUGAUGCUUGUUUUUUAAUGGUGCACUUUUUGUAUGUUACUGUUCUAAAUAAAAUUUAAGUUAAUUUUG